Misgurnus anguillicaudatus (oriental weatherfish) is the source of this 1190-nucleotide messenger RNA. RefSeq names its product neoverrucotoxin subunit alpha. The record is from RefSeq and is a predicted model, not a curated record. Gene Ontology annotation, molecular function: protein binding. NCBI's taxonomy places the organism in Eukaryota, Metazoa, Chordata, Actinopteri, Cypriniformes, Cobitidae.
UCUUAGGUCUGUCCUAUUGGGGUGCUCAUCCUCCCCCCCUCUCGGGCACCCCUGGGGGUAUCUUUUCUUUGAAGGUUUUGUAGCUUGCUUUGGGUUCUUCCUCUCGGAAGAAGUGGUUUGGGCUGCCAACCCUCUCCACCCCGGGUUGCCGUCUUUCCGGCUGUCAUCUGUCUCUCCAGCUGUCACCACACUCUUCAUGGUUGUCACCCAGUCUGUUCCUGGUUGUCACUGGUGCUCCCAGAAAUUUCAGUUACAGAAAACAUCUUCUGAUGCACAACCUUGGACACAUCAUCAGUGUUGUUUCCUGGACUCACAGGGUGUUUCGGGUCUUGCAACAGACACCCUCCUCCAGGCGACCCGACCGAGGCUGAUCAAACCCCGGUCUGUGUCCAAGUGGCAUGCUACCGCCCCCACCGUUCUCCCCUCUUCAACCAGAGCCAGAUCCAAACACAGCAAACGUUCAUCUUGUUCUCUCUGAGGACAACAAAAAGGUGACACAUUUGAAAGAGGAGCAGCUGUAUCCUGAUCAUCCAGACAGAUUUGAAUGUUAUGAACAGGUGCUGUGUAAUGAGGGUCUGACUGGACGCUGUUAUUGGGAGGCUGAAUGGAGCGGCUGGUCUGAUAUAGCAAUGGCAUAUAAAGCAAUCGGAAGGAAAGGAAAGACUGAAGACUGCGAUUUUGGACUCAAUGAAAAGUCUUGGGCCUUGAGCUGUGUGAAUGGCCGAUUCACAGUGUGGUGUAAUAAAAACAGCAUUGACAUAUCUGUACCUUCACCACAACCUAAAAUAAUAGGAGUUUAUCUGGACUGGUCGGCCGGCACUCUGUCCUUCUACAGCGUCUCUGACACUCGAACACUUGCACACUUACACACAGUCAACACAACAUUUACUGAACCUCUAUAUGCUGGAUUUGGGUUUUUUUAUUCUGAUUGCUCAGUGUCUCUGUGUCAGAAUAAAUAAACAAUAGCAAAUAGCAAUUUAAAAUUUAAAUGUCUCUUUUUAUACACACUCUUUUACAAACAAUUAAAUCUAUUUUCUAAACUUGCUUAUUGAAGACCUCCAUGCCCCUCAUCUCUAGCAGCAUCUCACAAACUAAUGUAAUUGGGUCAUGGCUGUUUUCGCACCCUUCAGUGACAUUAUUAGUUUUUAUGAUCUUCAAUGCAAUCGAGGAGAGACAUGUUCUGUGAUUGC